CCGGAUGUCGCAGCGCUCUUGUCAAGUUGGGGCUUCGCUGCCUGUUGGCGAUUUGGCUUCCUAUUUUCAGCUGCAAACAACUGAUGACGAGGUUGGCGAUGGCGAUGAUGUGUCGAUGGCUUCGAUAUCGUCGUCCGACGAUGACGCGACGGACAACGAAGAAGCGCUACCCGUCGAGGAAGACAGCGAUGACGCUACGCUCCCUCCUUCACCUCACAAUCAUUCUCCUUCAUCACCAGAUCCUCAUUUAUCACUUCCUGCUACUUCUCUACCUGCCAAUUCACCCCCUACUUCCCAUUCAGCUCCCUCUUCCUCAGUCACUGCUGUUUCUGUGUCAUCAAUGUCAACUCGCCAACAGCCAGCUCGUCGUCGAGCAACUCAAAAACGUCAUUCACCAGCUUCCUAGUAUGAGUCAUCUGACUCUGAGCCUGAGCCAGCUGCCCGUCUUGAUCGCCGCACUGAUGCACUGCCUGUCGAGCAUUUGUGCCAUGUUCCACCUGUUGAUGAUUACCAACGGCAAUUACCACAAUUUGCACCACGAAGGCCUGCUGGAUUCUACCCUCCUCAACCGUAUCCUACCACUGCUGUAGGAUUCUUUAAAUUGUUUUUUACCGACAACA
Molecule: messenger RNA, 620 nt
Organism: Corticium candelabrum
Lineage: Eukaryota; Metazoa; Porifera; Homoscleromorpha; Homosclerophorida; Plakinidae
Exons: 2
Coding region: 5-406 (133 amino acids)
Source: RefSeq, a predicted model, not a curated record